This is a messenger RNA of Ctenopharyngodon idella (grass carp), 1390 nucleotides long. RefSeq names its product zonadhesin-like. The record is from RefSeq and is a predicted model, not a curated record. The transcript is spliced from 4 exons. The coding region runs from base 56 to 1390 and encodes 444 amino acids. NCBI's taxonomy places the organism in Eukaryota, Metazoa, Chordata, Actinopteri, Cypriniformes, Xenocyprididae.
UGCAAAUCUGUGCCAAUGCUCGUCUUUAAAAUGCCUGGUUAGACUGGCAAACUGAAUGGUUGAAUCUGUGGUCAAAAUGGUUUCUUUUAAACUCAUUAUUUUGUUGUAUCUGUAUCAUUCAUGUAGUGAAGUGUUCUGUUCCCCAGUCGAACGUGAUUUGCAAGUGUCUGACCGGAGUGAUGCUGGGCAUGUACUACAAGAAAACAAAGGACAGACUGAACAUGAUGACAACUCAAACCAUUUUGAGAAGUCUAAUUCUGAAAUGGAGAAACCAAGUUUUAGGUCAUCUGGGGAGUCUACCUUUAAACCUGAGAAGCUGAAUGUUUUUGUGGAACCUAGUUUUUCCCUUCAAUCUGAGAAGUUCAGUUCUCUAUUCAGUUCUAAGACAAGUCCUCAUUUUCCUGAGAAAUCAAGUAUUUACUUCUCAAAGACUGGUUCUAAACCUGAGAAACCUAGUGCUCCCAUAGAAACCAAUUUCUCUCCAUCUGAGAAGUCUAUCCCUCAUUCUUCUGAGAAGCCAAGUUCUAAACUGGAGACCUCAAGUUCCCCUCUCCCAGUAAAAUCAAGUGUUUUCUUCUCAAAGCCCAAUUCUAAACCUGAGAAACCAAGUGCUCCCAUGGAACCCAUUUCCUCUCCAUCUGAGAAAUCUAGCUCUUUUCCUUUUGAGAAACUCAGUUCUAAUCCUGAGAAACCUAGUGCUCCCAUGGAACACGGUUCCUCUUCAUAUGAGCUGUCCAGUGUUAAACCUGAGACCUCAAGUUCUCUUCCAGUGAAAACAAGUAUUUUCUUCUCAAAGCCUGAGAAACCUAGUGUUGCUAUGGAACCCAGUUCGUCCCUCUCUUCUGAGAAACCCAGUUCUAAACCUGAGAAACCUAGUGCUCCCAUGGAACCCAGUUCUAAACUGGAGAAACCAACUGCUCCCAUGGAACCCAGCUCCUCUCCAUCUGACAAGUCUAGCUCUAGUCCUUCAGAGAAACCCAGUUCUAAACCUGAGAAACCUAGUGCUCCCAUGGAACCCAGUUCUAAACUGGAGAAACCAACUGCUCCCAUGGAACCCAGCUCCUCUCCAUCUGACAAGUCUAGCUCUAGUCCUUCAGAGAAACCCAGUUCUAAACCUGAGAAACCUAGUGCUCCCAUGGAACCCAGUUCUAAACUGGAGAAACCAACUGCUCCCAUGGAACCCAGCUCCUCUCCAUCUGACAAGUCUAGCUCUAGUCCUUCAGAGAAACCCAGUUCUAAACCUGAGAAACCUAGUGCUCCCAUGGAACCCAGUUCUAAACUGGAGAAACCAACUGCUCCCAUGGAACCCAGCUCCUCUCCAUCUGACAAGUCUAGCUCUAGUCCUUCAGAGAAACCCAGUUCUAAACCUGAGAAACCUACCAAGUUCUAA